Eurytemora carolleeae is the source of this 441-nucleotide messenger RNA. RefSeq lists its product as uncharacterized. Lineage: Eukaryota; Metazoa; Arthropoda; Copepoda; Calanoida; Temoridae. The record is from RefSeq and is a predicted model, not a curated record. Gene Ontology annotation, biological process: cilium organization. The transcript has a single exon. The coding region runs from base 1 to 441 and encodes 146 amino acids.
AUGGAUCCUUGGAAUAACUCUAGUUCAACUGAACUCAGCCAAACCAAUACAUUAAUCAACCAUUUUACUGACUCAUUUAUUGACAGCAAUAUCCUGAAUGAAAAUGAUCAAGGAUUUGCCAAGCUCCCAGAUUCUGAUGAAUAUCUAAAGAUUUUAGAAAAUAAAUUGAAAAACUUGGAGAAGAGGAAAGGUCAGAAAGGAUUUGAAGAGAAGAAGGAAGAUAUUCUAGGAAACCUACUCAGAUCUGAGAGUAAACAAUUACUAGGAAUACUCAGCGAAUCCGACAUCAAUCUCGACCAGGCGGUUGAUACAAACCAAGUUCUCCGUCAACUAGUUCCUCAGCAACCUCUCACUGUCGGAGAAACAAUUCCUCUGGUUGACUCCGACGUGCUAGAUAAAACCUUCUCCGAGAGUAUAGAAGAAGAUGAGUUGUUAAAUUAG